AACCGCAGCCUGUCCGCAAUAAGCACGCUUGAAUUACCAUGAUACAACAAUGCAAUAGACAAGCUCUACUUCAAUAUAAAAAAAUUAAGGUUACUGAAUCUUCAAACGCCAAUCGUGUCGAACACUAAAUCAUCAAAACAUGAUCGGCAUUAUAAUCCUACACGGCGAAGCAUCAUAAACAACAUUGGGUGUAUCUAGCAAAUAGUAUCUUGCUAUUUUGAAACUGUUCUUAGAUUCUAAUGCAUUUUUGACUGCUGCAGUCGUAUCUCAGCCCUUGCUGUCUGUCCAACACAUGUCUGACUUGAUCUGAACUUGAAAAUUCUGAAAAGCCAAGUUUCCCACAAUUUUUUGGUUGGUGACUCACAGCCUCUUUCGUUUUUUCCUCUCACUAUGAUAACAGACUUCCCGUCAGAAGUAUCCUUCGAAGGACCAGUAGCAACUUACAGAACACCUAGCCUCGAUGAUGCAGAGGAGAUCCGUGAUAUCCUUUCCGAUAAGGAUAAUAUGCAAUACUUGAAAUUUAUGACCAAACCCGGCGGAUGGACACUGGAGCAAGUACAAGAACGCUUGACGAAGCAAUUACAAGGACAAAAGGAGAAUCGAACACUGGUUUUACAUAUCAUUUACAAAGGAAAGGUCGUGGGUAUGACCGGAUUUACGGUGAUUGAUACCAUCCAUAGAAACGCGGAAGUAGGCAUCAUUUUGGAUAAGGCUUGCUGGGGAAAACGUCUGGCCACCGAAGCAUUUUACUUUUCUCUCAAAUGGGCAUUCGAUGAACUUGGUUUGCAUAGAGUUAAAUGGGUCACUACAAACAUCAACCAAGGUAUGCGUGGUUGGCUAGAAAAGGUUUGUGGCCUGACAGUGGAGCAAAUCAGUCGAGAGUCGUUGCUUGUUGACGAUCAGUGGUUGAAUGAAUACACUUAUGUUUUGUUUGAAGACGACUGGCGCACAAGGGUAAAACCACAUUUAGAAUCCAAAAUAUACAAGUCAUAGAAUAGAAUGCGAAUAAUUAAAUAUAUUGAUAUAAUUGAAUGCUAUUUGUUCUGAUGUAGUUUGUAUUUGAUUGAAUGAAUGAAUGAAUG
Molecule: messenger RNA, 1082 nt
Organism: Umbelopsis ramanniana AG
Lineage: Eukaryota; Fungi; Mucoromycota; Umbelopsidomycetes; Umbelopsidales; Umbelopsidaceae
Exons: 1
Coding region: 391-993 (200 amino acids)
Molecular function (GO): protein-N-terminal-alanine acetyltransferase activity; protein N-terminal-serine acetyltransferase activity
Source: RefSeq, a predicted model, not a curated record